CCGAAACGAUUGCAACCACGAGAAACAACCAGGCUAACAUAGAAAGCGCUUUGAGCAUCUGAUCCAUGAGCGGUCUGUAUUGCGCAAGCUACUAAUCUUCGGUCGCCGCAAAUCGAGAAUUUCUCGCCGCCAGGACCUGUGCGCGCGACAAUACGGAACUUGUUAUUGUCUCUCCACAACCACAUUCUAAUAACCCAGAUAGCAGUUUGUAAACCUCAGCUAUAAACUGGCACAUCUUAACCAAGGCGAGCCCAAGCUUAUUUCCAUCCAAUACCGAUUUUCAACCCCCGCUCCUAGCCAUCUACAGCCACCAACCACUCGCACAGCUAUGGUUCCUAGCUCAAACACUCCAUAUAACCCGUCCGACAAUAGCGCACCUUUUAUGGUGCUUCCUGAACAUGUGUUCGGCUUUGUUGACCUGAAAACGUUGGCGGACAUACACCAGUAUCUUAGGGAGAGUGAAGCGGAAGAGGACAUCAUUCUAGCCAAUUGGGUCAAGGAUAAUUAUUUGUAUGAGCCCAUCGAUCAAGGAGGCAGGACGAUUCGUACAACAGAAGGCUUCCAAAAUCUGGACAAGGCUUAUCGUCGGGUGCGAUCGCUCACCAACAAAGCCCAAGACAAAUGGCCUUUCUUCGACAGAAGUUGGAAAUCCAUGCCUUCGGCUACUGUUAGGAACAAUGCGCGUGGCGAGGCUGCUCCGGGUGUCAGUCUGCUAGGCAUGAACUGUGAGCCGCGUGCUUCGCGCGUCACCAAUGGCUUUGAUACAACAAAACAUGGAGAUUCUCCGGCGCCACAACUUCAAGUUCCCUUCGGCAGAAAGCAACCAAGCAGGUACUGUCCUCGGCCUUCUCAACAGACACCUAUUCCACUUCCUGCCAACUCCAAGAAGCAAGCAAAGCCUGAAGAUCAAUCGGACUCGAUAAAUCAGCCGACUCCACUGAAGGAACUGGAAGCAGAGCAAGAGCACGAGGAACAGUCUGAGGCCAAUUCUCCACAAGAACUUCCCACAUCUACAGAUAUCUUUUCCGGGUCAAAGAUCCAAGCGAUGCCUCUAUCAAAGCCAGCGCCAAACGACGAACCUGAAAUGGUCCGAGCCGUAUCAGAAGUCUCAUCUUCAGAGCCAUUGGAUGUUAUCACGAUGAGCGAUCAGCCCGAACUCAGCAUUGAGUCAGAAGCAGAAGGAUUGCGAGAUGCGGGCGGCGGUAAGGUCCGUGGCCCGAAUGGACGCUAUCUACCAAAGGAUAAGUCCUCGCCUGCUUCAGCGAAGCCCCGGGGAAAGUCAGGCAGCGCACGGGUGAAGGACGUCAAAAAUAUGAAAUCUCUCGCGCCCAUGAGAACUACUCUUACAGAGGCUAGACAUAUGUCACGAGCCUCUACCGACGACGAUGUUCUUGUUUAUGUUCAAUCACCUUCUCCGUCAUCUCAAGACAAUGAGCUCGAGAAUAGUCUGAGUGCCCAGGCUGCACCUACCUUGAAGGCCGACACGCCUACCUCUAUUAUCGCUAGCGGUAAUGACAGGCCCACCGACCGGGCAGCUAAUAGUGAUCCUAACAACCAUACUCACUUCCACAACGGCACAUCAAACAGCUCUACUCCAUCACGAAUCCUCGCCGCCGAAGCUGAAGCGGUGGCAUCGAACCUCGAUAGACUUCCACCAGGUCUUGCUCGAGGUCCCAAUAAGCGAAAGAGUGAACCUCUGUCACAGCAGGGACCGCGUAAACGUGGCCGACCUCGUAAAUCAGAGCAGAUCAUGUGUUCCGACCAGAAGGCGGACAAAGGAACCGAGGAGAAUACGCAGCAGUCAUCGUCACAGGAUGCAACAGAGAAGCAGACACCCCGAAUGACGACCCGACGAACAACACGCCACUCUGCAGCGACCAUUUCAAAUGCCCCGAAGGAAGGAGAGAAACCAGCUGAGGAAGAUGUAGAUAUGGGUGGAAUCGACAUUCCUAGAGAGGAUAUACGGACUCCUAGACAAGAUAUAACACCCAGAGUCGAUACUAAACCCAAAUCCAGUGUCGAUACAUCACCCAGGGUCGAUUUAAUGACUGGAGAGGAUACAAAUGCUGGCCACGAGGGCCCUUCAGCCAACGACCUACUUGCUAUCGGACUUAGCAAAACGAGCUCUCCGGUUCAACGAUCAGAGCCGAGGCAGCCCACAGUCAUUGUCCAACCCAUGAAUGGCACCACAGAUGAUACUCCCGCUAAUGUACCCGACCCCACGCACACCCCGGGCCAUGUCGAGUAUUUUGCACGUGUUCAUACAUUUAAUGGGGGUGUGAUAGAAAUUCCAAUUGUGGCUGAAAAGGUCGACAAUGGCGAAAAUGAGCUGAUCAGGAAGUAUGCUGAGUGGAUGGGGCAAGAAGGUGGGAUGGAUAUCUCCUUCAAGCAAUUCCGCUCGAUCUUUGGUUUCGCGAAGAGGGGUUAAGUCAUUCCUAUCUAUGCGACAGGAAGGGCACGGGUGAUAAAAUGUAUAUUAGAGCGUUACGGCAUGCACUGAAAAAAACAUAUUCUUUACCAAGU
Cucurbitaria berberidis CBS 394.84 is the source of this 2523-nucleotide messenger RNA. RefSeq lists its product as uncharacterized. Bases 329 to 2428 code for a protein of 699 amino acids. The transcript has 5 exons. The record is from RefSeq and is a predicted model, not a curated record. NCBI's taxonomy places the organism in Eukaryota, Fungi, Ascomycota, Dothideomycetes, Pleosporales, Cucurbitariaceae.